ACACAAGUGACGUGUUUCCUGUUAAUGCUAGUAACGAUUGAUCGGUAUUCACUGAUAGUUAAAGCAGUUCAGUCUCGCAAGUCAAGAAGUAUUCGAAAAGCCCGCAUUACAAUAUCCUGCAUAUGGAUAGCUUCUCUGGUGCUACAGCUUCCUGCUGGUGUGUUAAAUAAAACAAUUGUGCAUGAAGGCGGAAUAACUUGUGGUACCAUUCUUAGCGAAGGCCUGCAACAACAACUUUAUACGGUCUAUACAUUCAGUACGAUAUAUGUAGUUCCACUAAGCGUCAUAGCAGUUUGCUACUUCCGAAUACUCAUGGUAGUCUGGCAACAAAAAGCAGCAUCAUCAACGACAUCUACGAGGACAAGAACUCGUAAGAUACAGACCAGGAAGAAAAUAAGAACAACAAAAAUCGUCUUAAUGUUGGUUAUAGCUUUUGCGAUUUUCUGGUUACCAAUCCAUGCAUUUUUACUUUGGCAAGUAUUUGAUCCAAAGAGCCUAAAUAAAUUGUACAACAGUAAGAUGUUAUGGACAACAUACUUUUUCGCUCUCUGUAUGAUGUACUUCAGUAGCUGUGUUAACCCGUUCAUUUACGCGUUUUCAUCCUCUAGUUUUCAAAAACAAUUCAGAAUUAUAUUUACGAAAUGUUGUAUGGGAUCCAAAAUGUCGCAUAGCCACGUAUCGGUUGGCCUAUAAAGUCGCCAAGGGAACUGACGACUAGAUGGUAUUCUCCUUUUGAAUAUCCUAAACUGACUUGCCGCACUGCGGAAUACCAAUAUAUUUAUCGAUAAAUAUAUUUAUCUAUAGGUCAAGCUUAGAAUAAUUUUGACAAAACCUAUAGCAGACUUCUAAGCAAAGGACAAUUAAAGUAAGUGGAAUUAGUCUUCUUGAAUCUAUGUGUUGACUGAUGUCAAGAGGUUUUGAAAAGCUUGUUACAUAGCAAUGAAGUGAAAAUAAAAGUACAAAUGACGUAGCGAAGGAAAUGUUGUAACGGAGGAAGGCAUGAAGGUGAUGGGAUGGUGUAGAUGGUGUAACAAAAUGUGGUUGCUUAAACUUGAGACCGAAAUAUAUUUGUGAAAAUGCAAGAGCAGAAAGGCGGUAGAUGGGAGCUGAGAUGCAGGGAAUUAUCUUAGAUUGAUUGCUUUCUAGCAGUAAAUGAACAAAGUGGGACACAAACUCUAUAUUGUGAGAGCAACUUAUUUUUGUGAAACAAAGAGUUUUUUUUUCUCUUUUGUGGUAUAACAACCACCACUUUUAUUCAUCAAUACAUCCAGUUGUUUGAAUUACAGUCACUCUGCAUUACAACAUUUUUGAUAUUUCACCUUUUUCACUCAAUGAAUGUUUAAUGAAAAUUUUAAAAAUUAAAUUUAAG
Molecule: messenger RNA, 1369 nt
Organism: Anneissia japonica
Lineage: Eukaryota; Metazoa; Echinodermata; Crinoidea; Comatulida; Comatulidae
Product: bombesin receptor subtype-3-like
Exons: 2
Coding region: 25-693 (222 amino acids)
Biological process (GO): G protein-coupled receptor signaling pathway
Cellular component (GO): membrane
Molecular function (GO): G protein-coupled receptor activity
Source: RefSeq, a predicted model, not a curated record